Rasamsonia emersonii CBS 393.64 is the source of this 435-nucleotide messenger RNA. RefSeq lists its product as uncharacterized. The record is from RefSeq and is a predicted model, not a curated record. The transcript has a single exon. The annotation marks the transcript as partial. Lineage: Eukaryota; Fungi; Ascomycota; Eurotiomycetes; Eurotiales; Trichocomaceae.
AACUAUGACCUACCAGUUCACCACGUUUCAGUCAUGGCCCCCCGCCAAAUCGAAACGCCUGUCAUGAUCGAACUAAGCCACCCCAGCUUGCGUGCUGAACUGGAGAAAGGAUUCUGCCAACUUGCAAGGAUCGACUUUUCAGACGUGACCACUGACCACCCGCACGGUCCCGUGCUGUGCCCGGCCAUGCCCUGCUCUGCCCUGCCCUGCCACCGGGGCCAGGCGCACCACGAGUUCCCAGGGAAUUGGCAAAUGAUAGUACGGGAUCAGCAUAUACUACUCGACAUAUUUUCUGGCCAGUCUCUCAUCCUGGCCUGCCACAUUGCGAAACUUCCCGGCCUGCUCCGAAUUCUAUAUAAUUUUAUAAUCUCUCUUGCGUCAUACUUAAUUCUAGCCGCAGUGCAAAUUGAGUUCGGAAUGCUCUUACUGUGUUAG